AUCGGGUUUUGUUGGAAAUAUGAUACCUUGUUUUUCGGCAAAGGCAGGCGGGGUGGAAGCAAAGGGGGGAAAUGGAAAGCGGGGGGAGGAGAGAAAAAAAUUCCGAGGUGGUUAAUUCAAAGUGGAGGAGGAAGGAAGGAAGAGAUGGGAAAGACAAUUGUGUCUGGUUUUUUAUCGCAAAAGACAAGACCGAGUCUUUUUCCAUUCCAUCUACUAUAUCCAGACUCUGAGAGGUUUAUUUACUUCAAGCUACCUAAGAAAAAAAGUGGGAAAUCCGUGUGCAUUGUUCAAUAUUUUUGUGUUUUAUCUUCUAUUACAAGUGAGAUGUUGGUAGUGAUGUCAUUACUGGGAUUUUUUGCUUGUUUGCUACUUGUCGUCCUGUGUGUUGAAACAAAAUCCAUCGGGAUUCCCGUUUUUUUUAGUCCCUCGUAUUCUUGA
Molecule: messenger RNA, 438 nt
Organism: Bipolaris maydis ATCC 48331
Lineage: Eukaryota; Fungi; Ascomycota; Dothideomycetes; Pleosporales; Pleosporaceae
Source: RefSeq, a predicted model, not a curated record